UCGCUCGUUGAAGGCUUUAGAUCCUUUAGAUCAAAAAGAGAACAGAGUCGCUCGAUGGCGAAACGUCGAAGAGGGGCCUCUCAGCCUCAAGAUCAUCUGUAAAAAAAAACGAAGCAAGGGGCACUCAGUAUCUCGAGAGAGGCGAGGAAGCAGAACGAAGAGCGACUGAUAAACUUUCAAACAGGCCGAGCGCAGAGGCUGGGUGGGCGCACCUGUGAAGCAAGGCAGUUGAUGAGACCAGGUGUUGAGGUAACAGUCACGGCGCGUGCUCUUCUCUGCCAGCAUGUGUGCGCCUCUUGAACACAAACUUGGAUCCACGCUGAAGGGAACCGUCUUUUUGUCAGUAUAUUAGAGUGAGCCAACCGAGCCAACCAAGUGCUAAGGAAGUUUGGUUUCAACCGAAGUAGUGUCUCAACCAAACACGAACUUGAAGAUUGAGAUAAACGCCCGACUGAACGUAAUGGAUAAAUGAGACGAUUAUUAUUGUUCUGGAAGAUGAACCGCGUCCGAAAAUGCAGUCACUACCGUUUACAAAGUGAUUGACAUAUUGGAUAACUGAGUAGUAUUUUUUAACCGCUGUUUACACUAAUCUUGAAGACGUUGAUUAGAUAUACGAUGUUUUAGCGGUAUGACGAGAGUGUAAUGUGAUGCCCGAGUGGAAUCCAGGGCCAAGAUUGGGCCAGCGCUUUCUGACAAUGUGGUGGUAACGGAUGGAAUUUUGACUGGAAAACAACUGGAAUAUAUCACCGAAACGCCACCAUGUAUAUAGGCUUAUCUUUGAUCUGCCUCAUCCUCUCCUUCCUGCACCCGAUGCCUGCUUCUAGUGCCAAUGAGAGAGCAUCGGCGCCCGACAGUGCCAACAGACACAUGGGCUACCUGGACAAAGAAGGCAUCCUAGAUUUUCUUGACAAGAUCUCGAACGACCUGAACCGUCUAGGCGUCGUCCUGAAAGGCCUGCCUACUAUCAGUGUGACCACAGGUCCGAGUACGACAUCCCUGGGCUCUCUCACGACUAUGCCAGGUGGUCUAAUCACCACUACUUCUCCAGAUGGUUACACUCCUCUGAUCCCUCCUGGAAAUAGUACGACCACUACAACCACGGCCUCUCCUGGUUUAAACACGCCUUCCACUACCUUUCCUAACAGUAACGUGACCAUCACAUUUUCUCCUGAAUUGAAUGUAACCACUACGACCUCUCUUCAAGGCAAUAUGACCUUUCCUCAAGGUAAUAUGACUACACCUAUCUAUCCUGAAAGUAACACGACCACAACGACUUUUCCAGAAGGUAACAUGACCACUACGACCUCUCUUGAAGGCAACGUGACCACUACGACCUCUCCUGAAGUUAAUAUGACUUCCCCUGAAGGCAACAUGACCACUACGAUCUCUCCUGAAGUUAAUAUGACCUCCCCUGAAGGCAACAUGACCACCACGACCUUUCCUGAAGGCAACAUGACCACUACGACCUCUCCUGAAGUUAAUAUGACCUCCCCUGAAGGCAACAUGACCACCACGACCUUUCCUGAAGGCAACAUGACCACCACGACCUUUCCUGAAGGCAACAUGACCACUACGACCUCUCCUGAAGUUAAUAUGACCUCCCCUGAAGGCAACAUGACUACCACGACCUUUCCUGAAGGCAACAUGACCAGUACGACCUCUCCUGAAGUUAAUAUGACCUCCCCUGAAGGCAACAUGACCACCACGACCUUUCCUGAAGGCAACAUAACCACUACGACCUCUCCUUCAGUUAAUAUGACCUCCCCUGAAGGCAACAUGACCACCACGACCUUUCCUGAAGGCAACAUAACCACUACGACCUCUCCUUCAGUUAAUAUGACCUCCCCUGAAGGCAACAUGACCACCACGACCUUUCCUGAAGGCAACAUGACCAGUACGACCUCUCCUGAAGUUAAUAUGACCUCCCCUGAAGGCAACAUGACCACCACGACCUUUCCUGGAGGCAACAUGACCACUACGACCUCUCCUGAAGUUAAUGUGACCUCUCCUGAAGGCAACAUGACCACCACGACCUUUCCUGAAGGCAACAUGACCACCACGACCUCUCCUGAAGUUAAUAUGACCUCCCCUGAAGGCAACAUGACCACCACGACCUUUCCUGAAGGCAACAUGACCACUACGACCUCUCCUGAAGUUAAUAUGACCUCACCUGAAGGUAACAUGACCACCACGACCUUUCCUGAAGGCAACAUGACCACCACGACCUUUCCUGGAGGCAACAUGACCACUACGACCUCUCCUGAAGUUAAUAUGACCUCCCCUGAAGGCAACAUGACUACCACGACCUUUCCUGAAGGCAACAUGACCACUACGACCUCUCCUUCAGUUAAUAUGACCUCUCCUGAAGGCAACAUGACCACCACGACCUUUCCUGAAGGCAACAUGACCACUACGACCUCUCCUGAAGUUAAUAUGACUUCCCCUGAAGGCAACAUGACCACUACGACCUCUCCUGAAGUUAAUAUGACCUCCCCUGAAGGCAACAUGACCACCACGACCUUUCCUGAAGGCAACAUGACCACUACGACCACUCCUGAAGUUAAUAUGACCUCCCCUGAAGGCAACAUGACCACCACGACCUUUCCUGAAGGCAACAUGACCACCACGACCUUUCCUGAAGGCAACAUGACCACUACGACCUCUCCUGAAGUUAAUAUGACCUCCCCUGAAGGCAACAUGACUACCACGACCUUUCCUGAAGGCAACAUGACCACUACGACCUCUCCUGAAGUUAAUAUGACUUCCCCUGAAGGCAAUAUGACCACUACGACCUCUCCUGAAGGCAACAUGACCACUACGACCUCUCCUGAAGUUAAUAUGACCUCACCUGAAGGCAACAUGACUACCACGACCUUUCCUGAAGGCAACAUGACCACUACGACCUCUCCUGAAGUUAAUAUGACCUCCCCUGAAGGCAAUAUGACCACCACGACUUCCCCUGAAGUUAAUAUGACCUCCCCUGAAGGCAACAUGACCACCACGACCUCUCCUGAAGUUAAUAUGACCUCCCCUGAAGGCAACAUGACCACCACGACCUCUCCUGAAGUUAAUAUGACCUCCCCUGAAAGCAAUAUGACCACCACGACCUUUCCUGAAGGCAACAUGACCACUACGACCUCUCCUGAAGUUAAUGUGACCUCUCCUGAAGGUAACAUGACCACCACGACCUUUCCUGAAGGCAACAUGACCACAACGACCUCUACUGAAGGCAACAUGACCACCACGACCUUUCCUGAAGGCAACAUGACCACCACGACCUUUCCUGAAGGCAACAUGACCACCACGACCUCUCCUGAAGGCAACAUGACCACCACGACCUCUCCUGAAGGCAACAUGACCACCACGACCUCUCCUGAAGGCAACAUGACCACUACGACCUUUCCUGAAGGCAACAUGACCACUACGACCUCUCCUUCAGUGAAUUUGACCUCCCCUGAAGGCAACAUGACCACCACGACCUUUCCUGAAGGCAACAUGACCACUACGACCUCUCCUGAAGUUAAUAUGACCUCCCCUGAAGGCAACAUGACCACCACGACCUUUCCUGAAGGCAACAUGACCACUACGACCUCUCCUGAAGUUAAUAUGACCUCCCCUGAAGGCAACAUGACCACCACGACCUUUCCUGAAGGCAACAUGACCACCACGACCUUUCCUGAAGGCAACAUGACCACCACGACCUUUCCUGAAGGCAACAUGACCACUACGACCUCUCCUGAAGUUAAUAUGACCUCCCCUGGAGGCAACAUGACCACCACGACCUUUCCUGAAGGCAACAUAACCACUACGACCUCUCCUGAAGUUAAUAUGACCUCCCCUGAAGGCAACGUGACUACCACGACUUCUCCUGAAGGCAACAUGACCACCACGACCUUUCCUGAAGGCAACAUGACCACUUCGACCUCUCCUGAAGUUAAUAUGACCUCCCCUGAAGGCAACAUGACCACCACGACCUCUUCUGAAAUUAAUAUGACCACCCCUGAAGGCAACAUGACCACCACGACCUUUCCUGAAGGCAACAUGACCACUUCGACUUUUCCUGAAAUUAACAUGACCUCUCCUGAAGGCAACAUGACCACCACGACCUCCCUUGAAGGCAAUACGACCUAUCCUGAAGGUAACAUGACCACAACAACCUCCCCUGAAGGCAAUACGACCACGACGACCUCCCCUGAAGGCAAUACGACCUCUCCAUCCCUUCCGAUCCUCGCCAAUCACAGUAAAUAUAUCACGCCGACCUCUGGUAACUAUGCCCCUGGAGCAACGACCAAAUCUUUCAAUGGUAACGCUUCCCCGGCAUUUUACCAUGGCACUCAAGAUAAGAAUGUUUCUGGUGACAGACUAUUUACUACGCCCUUUUCCUCUCGGAUCCCCAAUGGAACUGUGGACGAGGAGGUUGUGCCUAGUGGUGAAGAGUCACUUGAUUUUACGAAUUCUCACUUGCCUUACGUAACUGCACCAUAUGGGACUACCACGCAACACAGUGUGUUAACGAGUGCAGCUGAUGUAGCAACUGAAAAUACAACCAUUUCCCAAAAUUCUAAGCUACAAAUUCCAGUCUUAAAGAAAUUUUCCAAAAAGAAAAGGAACAGAAACCAGGGGAAAAUGCGUUUUCGACGAGCGGUGAGGGAAAUACCAUUUGCCAGUAUUGUCGAUAAAAGCAUGGUACAACAUGAUGUGUAUGGUACACACAAAUCAUUAAACAUGCAACGCAAACAACACAGAUUGAUCCCUAGUAAAAUUCUUUAUCCCCCAAAGAAAGAGCCAUUCUCUCAAAGAGAUUGGAACUCCACUGAAAGUCCUAUGGAUUCAGCAGACGAUCAUAUUCGUGGUCUGGCACACAUCCUACAGACACUUACUACUGAUCUCCAAGAUGCCGUGAGAGAAGAUGCAGGUCCAUCUGAGUUUCUGGCUCUCAUGCACGAUGAAGCACAACUUAGGACUCUAACAGAAACGCUAGAGAAAUCAAACACCCUUAUAAGCAUAGAGGAAAAAGACCACCUCUCCCGACUGACCAAUUUCACUCGCAUGUCGCUCAGCAUGGCCCAAGAAAUCGUCCAGCUGCGACUGUCUACCAUCGCAAAGGCUGGUACUAUGCAUGUGAUCCUCGGUAUUACAGUGAGUGGCUGCAUCCUUCUAGUCAUGAUACUAGUGUGGACGUGCUACAGGCACAGAAGGACGCCAAGCAACCCAGACUCACGGGAUAACCUCUCCCCAGAGCGAAAUUUCGCAUCUCCAGCGACUUACAGCCUCUCCCGUCCUUUGUCGCAAUCUUCCAUAAUCCAUUCAAGUGACAGAGACUCUUCUGAAGUUCCUCAACCAGAUUACGCAACGUCAGCUACCCAAGGCGGAGCAGAGCAUGGGAGAAGGGGUGACGCGAUGCCUCUCCACCACUACCCCUAUGGAAGGCCAAACGAACGACCUAUAUAAUUAUGUCGUCUUAUUAUUCAGUAAUGUUAUUAUUUUAUAUAAACGUUAUGAUGAACGUGCUUAUUUUAGUAAAUAAAUAGUUUUAAGUUAA
Molecule: messenger RNA, 5542 nt
Organism: Penaeus chinensis
Lineage: Eukaryota; Metazoa; Arthropoda; Malacostraca; Decapoda; Penaeidae
Product: mucin-2-like
Exons: 3
Coding region: 760-5451 (1563 amino acids)
Cellular component (GO): plasma membrane; cytosol
Molecular function (GO): lipid binding
Source: RefSeq, a predicted model, not a curated record